Molecule: messenger RNA, 1401 nt
Organism: Cylas formicarius (sweet potato weevil)
Lineage: Eukaryota; Metazoa; Arthropoda; Insecta; Coleoptera; Brentidae
Exons: 3
Coding region: 1-1401 (466 amino acids)
Source: RefSeq, a predicted model, not a curated record
AUGUACCUGGACGACCUCAAGAUAUUCUCGGACACCGAGAAGGGACUAAAACGGCAGCUCAGAUGCAUCGAGAACUUUUCAAAUGAUAUUCGAAUGAGGUUUGGUCUGGAGAAGUGUAAAGUUGGUAAACUUCAUAGAGGAGAGUGGCGUCAGAUAAACGGCGAUCAGCUUACACAACAUAGUGGUGGUGGAAAAAUAACGACGCUGGAUAAAUUUGAAACCUAUAAAUACCUAGGUCUUGCCCAGGCGCGAGGAAUAGAUUCUAAAAGUGUCAAGACGCUGCUCACCGAGAGAUUUAAAGAGAGAGUCAAGCACAUCUUAAAAACAAGAUUGGCAGGCCGUUACAUGGCGACUGCAAUCAAUUCCUACGCCGUCCCUGCAGUGGCGUACAGCUUCGGCAUCGUCCAUUGGACGCCGACAGAGCUUGAUGAUCUGAAUAGAACCUUAAGGACAAGUCUAACUAAAUUCCGCGCUCACCACCCACGAGCUGGCAGAGAGAGGGUACAUCUACCUCGAGACAUCGGUGGCAGGGGAUUCUCGGAUUUGCGAAUAUGCCACAAGACCCAGGUGGAGCGGCUGCAGAAAUACUUCCAUCAAAAAGCGAGAGCUCAGCGCUCCACCGAGCAGUCACACACUAUCAGUGCGACCCUAAGUAUUCAAUUUUCGAGCUCGAGACCCAGUGGCGGGGAAAGGAACUACACGGCAGAUACCCAAACUUGCUUGACAGUGCUGACCUUGACAAGCCCGCAUCAGAUCAGGUCAUACCCACUCGGUCUUAUCUUAAUCAAGGACCCGACAGUAACAACAACGAAUUGUCGUAUAUGUGGAGAGGGCCAUGAGAAUGUUGAGCACCUCAUCAGUGGUUGCCGGAUACUGGCCCCGAAGGAGUACACCACAAGACACGACAACGUAGCCAAGAUAGUCCAUCAGGAAAUAGCCUUCAACCUUAAACUUCGAAAAGAGAAGUGUCCGUACUACCGAUACUCACCAGAAUCCGUGCUUGAAAAUGAGGGAUUUAGGAUAUAUUGGGACAGAACUGUUCAGACCGAUCACACUGUCCAGCAUAACAGGCCAGAUAUUCUUAUUUAUGACAAGGCAAAUAAGGUGGUGACCAUCGUCGACGUUGCAAUUCCCGCACCUAACAACUUGCAGAAGAAAGAACGUGAAAAAAGAGAAAAAUACAUACCGUUAGCGGAUGACAUAAAACAGACAUGGCGUGUCGAUAGGGUUAACAUUGUUCCUAUAGUGAUCGGUGCAAUGGGAGAAAUACCAAAGUCCCUCAGAACCAACCUGACAACACUCACCGUAAAACCAGGCGCCUACUUUGAAAUGCAGAAGUCUGUGGUACUAGCUACCUGCAACAUAAUUAGAAGAGUUCUUAAUCAACCUCAACUUCAAUAG